AUGGCUGACCGUGGAUAUGAGAGCGACGACGAGGAUUUACGCCGCGCCAUCGCACUCUCCCUUGGACAUCCCGAUCCGGUGGAGGGGAACAAAGCAAUCGAACUGAGCUCGGACGAGGAGAUUGACCUAGACGAGACCCCUGUCCGCGAACUGGAGACGAAGAGUGACGCGCAGAUGAGAAAGAUCCAACCAAACCCGAAAGCUUCUCCGCCUGCAGUAGUAGAGCAACAGCAGAAGCCCGGGAGUGGACCGAUGGGCCUGGCGGGACUGAACCGGCGGCAGAUGGAACAAGAACGCCUCGCCCGCCUUGCUGGAAAGCGGAAGGCCCCCGAUUCUGAGCAGGUACCCCAGGGACGUGAGCGUAUACCGCGGACGGGGGCGGCGCCCCAAUCCUCAGGGACGGAAGCCACCCGCCAGGAUGGACUGGGCCGCCAGAGUGUACCGCCCAAUGUUUCUACAGCACCCGAUAUCAAGACAUCGAAUUCCAAUGGAUUACGUUUUGGGAAGGGUGUUGUAAAAAAGACUUGGGCAUACGGCUACCCUAGAACUGAGGAAGACAUCAAGAUCGAAGAGAUUCUCCAGAAGAGCGAACUAGAGUUCGCUGUGCUGAGCUCUUUCCAAUGGGACGAAGAGUGGCUUCUGUCGAAGAUUAACAUAGCGAAGACGAAACUCGUCCUAGUCGCAUUCGCUUCGAGCAAGCAGCAGCAAGAGGAGAUGAAAGCAAAUGUGCCAGGAAAGUCUAUCAGAUUCUGCUUCCCGCCCAUGUUGCCAAUGGGCAGCAUGCACUCGAAGCUACAGCUCCUAAGAUUCCCCAACUAUAUGCGCAUCGUCGUGCCCAGCGGGAAUUUGGUAUCUUACGACUGGGGCGAAACCGGCGUAAUGGAGAACAUGGUUUUCAUUAUAGACCUCCCCAAGAUUGAAGACCCUGAGGCCCAGGCUGCCAACAAACUCACCCUGUUCGGUGAAGAGCUUGCUUUUUUCUUAAGGGCUCAGGGUUUGGACGACGGCUUAAUCAAGAGCCUAGAAAAGUACGAUUUCUCGGAGACGAGUCGUUACGCUUUCAUUCAUUCAAUUGGCCAAUCCCAAACUGAUGAUGAUUGGAGGCGUACUGGCUACUGCGGGCUUGGUCGAGCAGUAUCAGCCCUCGGCCUCGGCUCAGCAGAGCCCAUUGAGGUUGACUAUAUUGCCUCAUCGCUUGGCUCGAUUAACAGCGAGCUCAUCGCGGCCAUGUAUUACGCUGCACAGGGAGAUGACGGGCUCAAAGUCUACGGCGAGAGAUCGUCAAAAGGCGCAAAGAGAGCAGACUCGGUAGAAUCAAAGCUGUAUGAUAGGUUUCGCAUCUACUUCCCAUCCCACGAGACCGUGGCCCAGAGCCGGGGAGGCAGCCAGGUCAGUCGGCCCCAAUUGCGAAGCUCACCGUUUCCAGCGCUAACUUGCAGGGAGUCCGCGGGAACCAUCUGUGCGCAGACCAAAUGGUGGGAUUCAGACAAGUUUCCUCGACAGCUGGUGCACGAUUGCAAGAACGUGCGGCCUGGCCUCCUGAUGCACAGCAAAAUGAUGUUCGUGCAAGCGAGACCGUCUCAGAAGUAUUCCGCCGCCUGGGGGUAUAUCGGCUCCGCCAAUGUUUCGGAAAGUGCCUGGGGACGCUUGACCAGAGACAAGCAGUCAGGGAAACCGAAGCUCACCUGCCGCAACUGGGAGUGCGGAGUCCUCAUUCCAGUUUCUGUCGGCGGGCGCGAGCGUCGGGUGGCAGAUGGAGCCUCGUCAAGCGAUCUUUCAGUAUUCCUGGGCAGCAUUCCUGUGCCGAUCUCUUGGCCUGCUACCGGCCCGCCCGAGAUCAGCACAAACUACACUGGGAUUCGCGAUGCGCGGCUUCCGUCGUUUGCUCGUGCACGAUUAGUAGACGUGUUGGGAAUACGAGCUCGAAACGUGGUUGCUGCAGGGCCAUCAACCCUGGGGCCUUGGCCUGCCUGCUGCCCGCUAGCCGUCCCUUUUGAGAGCGAUGAUACGUGA
Neoarthrinium moseri is the source of this 2013-nucleotide messenger RNA. RefSeq lists its product as uncharacterized. Gene Ontology annotation, cellular component: nucleus. The transcript has 7 exons. Gene Ontology annotation, molecular function: 3'-tyrosyl-DNA phosphodiesterase activity; double-stranded DNA binding; single-stranded DNA binding. The record is from RefSeq and is a predicted model, not a curated record. NCBI's taxonomy places the organism in Eukaryota, Fungi, Ascomycota, Sordariomycetes, Amphisphaeriales, Apiosporaceae. Bases 1 to 2013 code for a protein of 670 amino acids. Gene Ontology annotation, biological process: single strand break repair; double-strand break repair.